AAUACUAUAUGUGCAACGAUUCUGCACUCACGUUCAUCUCUACGACCUGUUCAGAUGUUUGCUUAAUCCUCCCCGUAGCGCUAACAUCAACGUCAAGUCAAAGUUGAAUGACGGCGCACUUUGGAUACACCGCGCUAUGGUCGGAGAUACAACGCAACAGUGCUAACUCGCAGGGUACUGGUCGUGUUCGUACAGCUCGCGACGCUGCAAUAUCACCGCCUUCCCGGCCUUUGCAAAUGACGCCGCACGGAUUGUGCGCAGCCAAAUGUCUAAGUGUGAGAGGAAUUGAGAUCUUGAGAAUGUAUCCACUUGCCUUUUCUUGUAACAGAUCUCCCAGACGUCGGGAAGUGCGCAGCAAAUCGUCAGAUAUACGUCCGCUGCAAAUAUCGUUAACGAGAUUGCAAUGUAGAAACGGUCUCCAACGAUACACGAAUGGCGAGUCGAUAUGGCCUUAUCACGAUGUGGGGGACUGGCAGCUCUACCAACUAAUGCCGCUAACUCACAGUCCGAGGAGGCCGUUCAGCACACUGUCUCACGAUCGGUGUCCCGCAGCUGCACAGCACAACGAGGAACUUCCUGAAACGGUUAAUCGGCAGAAGCCGGGGUCGAAGUUACACACGCUAGCAGUGCAACCGAGACGGGCAUCGUGAUUGAUCCUACGCUCCAGUGGCUCUUUACUCUCCCCUUCGAGGUAGCUGGUCUGUCUCACACACUGUUCCUUAUAUUUAAUCCACUUGCUUUGGUCGAGUUUUGCACACUUCCACUCUACGUUACUUACCUCAUUACAACCGCUAUCAUGCCCCAACUUCGCUUCCUAGCUGGUCCAUCCCUCAAUGACUUGUCGCCUCUCGAGGUUAACUCGGACGUCCCACUACACAUCAAGUCCUCCGGCUUCGAAGGGCAGGUUGCAUUGUAUCUAAAGGGAUUGGGCGACGAGGGACGAACACACAGUCCCUACUUUGAUCACCAAGACCGCAAAGGGAUCACAUGGAGUAUACAGAUUCAAGGUCGCUUCUUGCAAACGCACUCCGCAGACGACAUUAUCUUUGGCAACGUCUUCGACAGACCGCUUAAGCUUCCUUGGGGCUUCGGUACGGCAUUAAAGUUUAUGAAAUAUGUUGACCCCACCUUGCAAGAAGACCUCGCGUCGAAGUCAAGACCGUGGGCCAUGUCGCCGUUCAUUGCCACCAUGCCACACAUACACCACUCUCGGUUAGAUGAUGGCGACGAGCCGCCACAGUUCCCCGCGCCGUACAAGCCCAUCGUAGAGAACAUGACACGGAUUCGGACGAGAUGUGGUACUGCGAGACGGCUUGAAGUAACACCUCCGUCGCACAGAAAACAGCGGAAAGCUCAUUUCAAGGAUUCCGAUGUACGCCGGGAUGUCGUCUUCGGUCCGAACGACCUCAUAUCGGCGGACUUUUGCCAUCAUUAUCUGGACUUCAGUUCGGAGAGCAUCAUUCUGCGUCUGCCAUGUGGCCUUUCGAUGGACCUGCUCAAGUACUGGGACGGGCAACCCGUUCGCUUUGUCUGCUGCGAGCGAGCAAAAGGCAAAGGCGCGGACAAGGCGCCUUGGGGAAAGGUCCUUUUCUGCAUCGCCAUGGAGAAGGCAGAGGACAGUGACACGGAGAAGCCGGCUGUGCCGUACCGUUUUUGAUAUUUCUCAUUCAUACCCAUAGCUGUAUCACCUCUCGAACGAUCACCAUUCCUGUCUUUGCGUAUUCAUAGCAUUUAUCUAGCACUAGGACAGUUGCAUGUACUGAAACGGACACGAUCUUAAUGUAGCAUAAAGCUAUGCUAUCCUUGGGUCUAAAAAAACCUGACUUCAAC
Messenger RNA from Phanerochaete carnosa HHB-10118-sp, 1830 nucleotides. RefSeq lists its product as uncharacterized. The transcript has 6 exons. The record is from RefSeq and is a predicted model, not a curated record. Lineage: Eukaryota; Fungi; Basidiomycota; Agaricomycetes; Polyporales; Phanerochaetaceae. The coding region runs from base 797 to 1657 and encodes 286 amino acids.